Messenger RNA from Diachasma alloeum, 5523 nucleotides. It is a transcript of the gene Imp, whose product is annotated as insulin-like growth factor 2 mRNA-binding protein 2. Gene Ontology annotation, cellular component: nucleus; cytoplasm; cytosol. Lineage: Eukaryota; Metazoa; Arthropoda; Insecta; Hymenoptera; Braconidae. The record is from RefSeq and is a predicted model, not a curated record. Bases 1454 to 3247 code for a protein of 597 amino acids. Gene Ontology annotation, biological process: nervous system development; regulation of gene expression. The transcript has 7 exons. Gene Ontology annotation, molecular function: mRNA 3'-UTR binding.
CAGGAUAUACCGGCAAUAUUAAACCACAGCACGGCUGCUGUUUUCACACGGCUGUGCCACCACCAGCAAGCGACAAUUUUUUUUUUAUUUUUGGUUAAAUCAUCCCCAUUUCGGCUGAAUUUUCAUUUCCCAAAAGAGAAGAAAAUUUUUUUUGAAAAUUCCUCAAUUUUCUCCCAAUCCAAAUUUUUCACACGACAGUAAUAAAACAAUAAUCCCAGUUCAUUAAAUUCCACACCCCCACCACCCGCAAGGAAAAGCAGAAAUUAAACCUUUUCUACCACCACCCAAUUCUCAAUUUAUUUUACUCUCUCCGCCGACGCCGCUCGAAUCCGCCGACGCCCCGACAGUACGCACGCGUGCAUGUACGUGACGCGCGUAUACCGAAAAUCGAGGAAGAGAAAAUUUCUGUCGGUGUUGUAUUUUUUUUUAUUCACCACCAAUCCCCCCCUUUCUCAUAUUCCACAUCAGUAUCAUACGGAAUUAAGUACGCAUCGUGUGGGCGGUUUUCGCAGCCCAACGUUUUUCGGUCUCGGACAUUCUUUCAAAAUUCAAACAAUUACGUGCUAAUGAACUUGUGACUUAUUAUUUCAUUUAUUAUUUGAAUGAAACCCAGUGGUGCAUUUUAAUUGUGGUAAUUGUGGAGUUGAGUAAUCAAAUUGUUCGUCAAUAACAAUUGGAAUAAGUAAUCACUGCCAAUCUGUGUUUAACCAACAGCUCGCCAAAAUAAUAAUAAAAAAAAAGCAAAUUGAUCGUCUGAAUAAUCCAGGAAAAUUCGGUGAAGUGCGAGAGUGAAGAGAAGGGGAGUGGGAAAAAGGGAGCGUUUUCACGCGGACUGAGGAGCCCCGAACCCCGGACCGGCUCGAAGGAAAGAUAGAAAACCUGGAGGAGGGGCGAAGAAGAGAGGGAGUGAGGAAACGCUAGGCAUUCUAGUAACAACUGUCGCCGGUUGCUAAACCCGCGUGAGGAGUGUAUUGCCCCAGUGGUGUUGUUGUACCCGUGACAAACCCAUCCCCCCCCUGUUAUUAUUAUUUUUUUUACCCGAAUUUGGUUUAUUAUAUUUAUUAUUAACCUAUUCAGAGAGUUUUUAUCCUAAUUUAAUAAAUUUAAAGAGAGACUUACCUUUCGGCUGUUUGCGUCAAAGAAGAGUCAAGUGUUAACGGUCGGAUAUUGGAGGAAGGAUUUAAAGUGUGUGCCAGUGUUUGAGUCUACCUCAGUCGUUGAGCAUUAUUGCUGAGCGAUAGAAAUAUUUGAGCUCCUUUAAUAUUUAUUAAGGAUAUUACGGUUUAAGGAAGAGAAAGAUUUAUAUAUAAAUAGUAUAUAUAGAAGGGAGGAGAUAUUAUUUAUCGUGGAGGAAGUGUGAAAGGCCAGUAAUUUUUGUUUAUCAAGUUGGUGGUGACUUUGGAGCAGUUUAAUUGAUUUUCACAGUUUUUUUGUGGGUGAUUGGAUUGAUAAAAUGUCGUUGGAUAAAUUCGCCGAGGGGGGCAUGCUCCAGAAGGAGAUGGAGCGACUGGAUAUUGAGGAGAAAAAUGGAGACGCUGCAAGCAGCGGCUCCGGUGGAAAGGUACUCGUCAGCAACCUGCCGGUCCACGCAAAAUUCGAGGACGUGGAGCUCCUGUUCUCGACGUAUGGACAGGUGCUAAACGUCGAGAAAGUAGCCUCAAGAGAUCCAAACAGCCAGACAGUACUUGUCAGCUAUGAAACGCAAGAGCUAGCACAGCAGGCUGUGAAUCAGUUGAAUGGCUACGAGUACGACGGUAAUCCGAUAAAAGUGGAAAUGUCGAGUGCAGAGAGUCGACGUAGGGCACGCAGUCAGCGUGCUGGAGUUGGUGCAUUUUCGGGUAUACCUGGCUCUGGACGCCAGACAGACUUUCCACUUCGCAUCCUCGUACAAUCAGACAUGGUCGGUGCUAUUAUUGGUCGUCAGGGAUCAACCAUACGUCAGAUAACCCAAAUGACACGUGCCAGAGUCGAUGUACAUCGCAAGGAUAACGUUGGAUCACUCGAGAAAGCUAUUACGAUCUACGGUAAUCCAGAGAACUGCACUAAUGCCUGUAAAAAAAUACUGGAGGUCAUGCAGCAGGAGGCUAAUAACACGAAUAAGGGGGAAAUCACAUUGAAAAUCCUCGCACACAACAAUCUCAUCGGUCGUAUAAUUGGCAAGGGUGGUAACACGAUCAAGAGAAUAAUGAUGGACACUGACUCGAAGAUCACCGUUAGCAGUAUAAAUGAUAUUAACAGCUUCAAUCUCGAACGUAUUAUCACUGUCAAGGGAACGAUCGAUAACAUGAGCAAAGCAGAGUCCAUGAUCUCCAGCAAACUUCGUCAGAGUUACGAGAAUGAUCUUCAGGCGAUGGCUCCACAAAGUAUGAUGUUCCCUGGUCUCCACCCAAUGGCAAUGAUGUCAACAGCAGGUAUGGGCUACAGUUCACGUGGACCCGGUCUCUACGGUUCAGGGCCAGCCCCCUAUCCCUACCAAGGCAGCCUACCAACGCAGCAAGGUGGUGUACCAGCAGCAGACACCCAAGAAACAACCUUCCUGUACAUUCCCAACAACAGUGUGGGGGCAAUAAUUGGUACCAAGGGUUCACACAUCAGGAAUAUCAUAAGAUUCUCUGGUGCUAGUGUUAAAAUUGCUCCACUCGAGCAGGAGAAGCCUGCCGAUCAGCAGACUGAGAGGAAAGUCACAAUCAUCGGCUCGCCGGAGUCUCAGUGGAAGGCUCAGUACCUGAUUUUCGAGAAGAUGAGAGAAGAGGGCUUCGUGGCAGGCACCGAAGACGUGAGACUGACGGUUGAGAUACUCGUACCGAGUGCUCAGGUUGGCCGUAUUAUUGGUAAAGGGGGUCAGAAUGUGAGGGAACUCCAGCGUGUCACUGGGAGCGUUAUCAAGCUCUCUGAGCAGCAGUCUACACCUCCACAAGCUGAUGAGGAAACUACCGUCCAUAUCAUAGGACCCUUCUUCUCUGUUCAGUCUGCACAGCGAAGAAUUCGAGCAAUGGUCCUCCAAUCAGGUGCCCCGGGCAGUACCACCGGUAUUCCUGGCUCACGCGCUGGACGCGGUGCAAGCCAAGAGGGUGGUCCGCGCACACGAAGAGACGGCAGCACAGCGUCCCAGCAGGGUGGUUCAGUGCCCCCCCAGUCUCAUCCACCCCAGCAGCAACAGCAGCAACAGCCGCAGCAGCAACACUCCCCACCACAGACUCAACAGAGCUCAUCGCCGCAGAGUCAACCCCAGCCCCAGCAACAGUAACGUUGUCGAUAAGAACGCAAAAACAAAACCAACAACAAAUUUUUUAAAAAACUCAACUUACAAAUGAUAGAGAAACAACACCUGAUGCCAAGCAACGCCUCAACAGCAGCUUUUUUUUUCGUUUUCGAUCGCUCGUGGUAGUUCCUUGGGUGAGGAACUGAUUAAAAAUGGGAAUUCCAUUCUGCUGGGGAUUGGCAAAUCUUUAUUUUCUUCGAGGGGAAGACGUUUUUUAAAAUUCUAGGGCUGCCUCAUGAUUGAAUACAGCCUCGGGUUUGAGAUCUUAUCACUUUCGGCGUAAUUAUUUGACAAAAAUGUAUUCUUCAUCUCAAGCCUUUCUGGCUCAAAGUUAACUUGAUCACCAGCUGAUCACAGUAUUGGUUUAACUCGAGUUGUGACUCUGGAAGUCUCCAAACUCUGAAAAGCAUCAUUAGAAUUUCCAAAAUUCGAGACCCUCGAGACCCAAAAGAGAACAUUUUGCCAGAAAUUCCCAUCAGUCUCGUCCCAUUUUUUCGUCUCUUCCUCUCGAAUUUUUUUUAUUAAUCAAUGAAUUGUGAGUUUGUAGUUUAAUAAGUGAAAACUCACAAGGUGAAUAUGAAUUGAAACAAACGCGAUUCCACCACGUUAAAAGCGUUGAUGAAAAAUGAGAAAAAAAGUAUUUAAAAAAAUGAAAAAAAAAGAUAAUGAAGAAACUACGGAAAACACACACAACCUUAUUACCUCAUUCAUUACGAUUAAAGAUUAAAAUAUGAAUAGAAGAAAAAAGGCAGAGUGAAAAUGAUGAAUUGAAUUAAAGAAAGAAUUAAUGAUUGAUAAUGAUGAAAAACCAAGUAAUCUAGAAGUCUACCUAAUAUUAAAGUUAUUGAUAAUAUACAGAGAAUUGAAGUUACGUAAAAACAUUUAACACAAUUACGUUAUAAUCCUGUUAAAUUGCUAUUCAUGAUACCGAUAUGAUUAUUAUUACACUAUUAUUAUUACAAUAAUUUUUUUCUUCUGAUUAAUAGAUGAAGGGGAUGCCUGUCAUGUUGACAACAUAUUUUUUUGAUGUUGGAAAAUGACAGGCCCUCGUUGCAUUUAUUUUCAACUUGUUUUCUUUCAUUUAAUUAUUUUCUCAUUCGAGUGGUGAGAGAAUAACAAAUAGACACUGAUGUGUGCAGUUUACUGGGUAAUUGAUGCACUGCAUUUGAACCGAUUAUGGAGACUUAAACAAAUAGAACGUAACAGCAGGUGAGGAUUUAUCUUGAAUUGUGAGGUCAAUGUGUCGAGACCCUUGGUACCAUAAUUACCAAAGAAACGAUUUUUUUUUUGUAUUUAAGAGAUACAAGAAAAAUUGGUUGACUCGAUGAGUGAGUCAUGUGUCAAGGGGCUUCGACUGGGAACUCGGGUUGAGGAUUAUCCGAAAGACAUUUUUCGUGGGACAGGUUUAUUAUUAUGGUACUUCAGGUGGAUUCUCUUUGAUGAGAUUUAUCAAACUGAUAAUUAUCGAUUGGUGUUGAGUUAAUUUGGGGAAGUGGUGAGGAGUUCAUUCAGGGGAAAUUGCUCCCUCAAUGAGGAAUUUUAGGGGUGAGUCAUUUGUUUAUUCAUGGAAUGUUCUAUUUACAAAAAUGGACAUUUCGAAUUGGAUAAUUUAUAUAAUUCGAUUUUAUCUCGAUAACAAGCCGUUCUAGGGCUAAAUGUCACAUAACAUUUUUUGUAGACAAUUUCAUGAUUCACAAAAAAGGUUUUAUGUCAUUUUUUGCUAGAACCACUGGUUUCUGAGAUAAAUGGAAAAUUAGCAAAGAACAAAAUGUCAAUUUGGAAUUACUAUAUUUCCCCACUCCACCACCAACCCAAUUAAUUCACGCAAGAAAAAUCUUGAUACGAGGCAUAGAAAAACGUUUUCUAAGAAAAAAAACACACCUUCAGGGAUUUUUACUUUUACCAAGGAUGUAAAGUGUGAGUGUGCGUGUGUUGACUGAUAAAAAUAUUAUUAAGUUUCUUUUUCGAGUAGUCGAAAUAUUUUUGGGGCGUAAGGCGAAACCGGGGAAUUGUGUUUUGGGGAGGGAAAAUGAUAAAUAAUCGAAAUACUUGUUGUAACAAUGAGACAGACAACCUGAGAAUUAACCAUCACUUGAUUCUCCGGCCAAUUGCUGAGAUUUUUCAGAAUAUACUUUUCUUAUUUUGAAAGAUCGAAUAUCGGACUGACAAUUAUUCGCACUCUGCAGCCCCAAUUUAGUCCAAUGAAUUCCCAUUACAUUGGACAGGGCAGAGUGUCAUCAUACUGAAUUAAAAUCAAUCAA